UUCCAAUUUUUUUCAUCCUUAAACUUAUUUGUCACUUAGCUUUGAAGUCUCACUCUUUAUUAUCUCUUCUAUCCUUUGUCCAAUUAGUGUGUUUGAGAAAAAAAAAUGGGUGAAAUAUCAGCUGCAUUAUCUAAUGUGUUGAAUAAUGAAAAUGGACAUGUAGUGGGAGGUCCAAGAAAGAGUUGUUGGUAUGAAGAAGAAAUUGAUAAUGACUUGAGAUGGUGUUUUGCUCUCAAUAGCAUUUUGCACACUGGUGCUACUCAAUAUCAAGAUAUUCAACUCUUGGACACAAAGCCCUUUGGAAAGGCUUUAGUGAUCGACGGAAAGCUUCAAAGUGCAGAGAUAGAUGAAUUCAUCUAUCAUGAAUGUCUUGUCCAUCCACCUCUCCUUUAUCAUUCCAAUCCUAGAAACAUAUUCAUUAUGGGAGGAGGUGAAGGUUCUACAGCCAGAGAAUUAUUAAGGCACAAAACAGUCGAUAAAGUUGUAAUGUGUGACAUUGAUGAAGAGGUGGUGGAAUUUUGCAAGUCAUACUUGGAGGUUAACAAAGAAGCAUUUUCUGAUCCUAGACUUGACCUUAUUAUUAAUGAUGCCAGGGCUGAGCUAGAGAGGAGGGAGGAACAUUAUGAUAUAAUUGUGGGGGAUUUAGCUGACCCUAUAGAAGGAGGACCAUGUUACCAACUUUAUACAAAAUCAUUUUAUGAAUUUAUUGUUAAACCUAAACUUAAUCAAGGUGGCAUCUUUGUUACUCAGGCAGGACCAGCAGGAAUUUUCAGCCAUACAGAAGUCUUUUCCUGCAUUUUCAAUACUCUGAAACAAGUUUUCAAAUAUGUUGUGCCUUAUUCAGCUCAUAUUCCAUCUUAUGCUGACACUUGGGGAUGGGUCAUGGCAUCAGAUACUCCAUUUGUUGUAAGUGUGGAUGAAUUGGACCAAAGAAUCAAGCAGAGGAUCAAUGGAGAAAAUAGAUAUCUUGAUGGCAAAACAUUCACUUCAGCCUCUACAUUAAGCAAAGCUGUUAGAAAUUCAUUGAGCAAUGAGACUCAUGUUUACUCAGAAGGAAAUGCAAGAUUCAUUUAUGGACAUGGAAGACACAAUCAAGCAUGACAUAAUGGAACAAAAAUUUAAAGGGGAGCUACAUGAUUAUUGUAGCACAUUAACAAAAAAAGAAAAAAAAUUGGAAACUUUUCUAAUUUUUUUUCUUUUGUUUUGGUUUUUCCUUAUGGUUUUAACUCAAAGUUAUCUUAAGAACUUAUGUUUCUUAUAUGUAUUUUUUUUUUUUUGUUGGAAGUGGUAGGGGUGCUAUGGCCUAUGUUACUCUAAAGGAAAGAGGGGUUAUGGCUUAAUUAUGGAUCUUUCUUGUUGUUUUUUAAUUACUAUAUGGUUUAAUAUGGAAUACUAUCUUUUAAUUUUGAGUCUCUA
Molecule: messenger RNA, 1416 nt
Organism: Solanum tuberosum (potato)
Lineage: Eukaryota; Viridiplantae; Streptophyta; Magnoliopsida; Solanales; Solanaceae
Product: thermospermine synthase ACAULIS5-like
Exons: 10
Coding region: 106-1101 (331 amino acids)
Biological process (GO): polyamine biosynthetic process
Molecular function (GO): thermospermine synthase activity
Source: RefSeq, a predicted model, not a curated record